Nomascus leucogenys (northern white-cheeked gibbon) is the source of this 6671-nucleotide messenger RNA. It is a transcript of the gene LMO7, whose product is annotated as LIM domain 7. The record is from RefSeq and is a predicted model, not a curated record. The coding region runs from base 765 to 5096 and encodes 1443 amino acids. Gene Ontology annotation, biological process: regulation of cell adhesion; regulation of signaling. The transcript is spliced from 32 exons. Gene Ontology annotation, molecular function: protein binding. NCBI's taxonomy places the organism in Eukaryota, Metazoa, Chordata, Mammalia, Primates, Hylobatidae.
AAAUUUGGAGGCAACUGAUAUGUGCUCAUGUCUGCAUCUGUGUGGGUUGGCUGUAUCUCAGGGACAGAGUCUGCAGCACAAAAGAUAUAAUUUUGAGGACUGAACAAAAUUCAGGAAGGACUACUCUCAUUAAGGCAGUAACAGAGAAGAAUUUUGAAACAAAAGAUUUUCGAGCCUCUCUAGAAAACGGUGUUCUGCUGUGUGAUUUGAUUAAUAAGCUUAAACCUGGUGUCAUUAAGAAGAUCAAUAGACUGUCUACACCAAUAGCAGGAUUGGAUAAUAUAAACGUUUUCUUGAAAGCUUGUGAACAGAUUGGAUUGAAAGAAGCCCAGCUUUUCCAUCCUGGAGAUCUACAGGAUUUAUCAAAUCGAGUCACUGUCAAGCAAGAAGAGACUGAUAGGAGAGUGAAAAAUGUUUUGAUAACAUUGUACUGGCUGGGAAGAAAAGCACAAAGCAACCCAUACUAUAAUGGUCCCCAUCUUAAUUUGAAAGCUUUUGAGAAUCUUUUAGGACAAGCUCUGACGAAGGCACUUGAAGACUCCAGCUUCCUGAAAAGAAGUGGCAGGGACAGUGGCUACGGUGACAUCUGGUGUCCUGAACGUGGAGAAUUUCUUGCUCCUCCAAGGCACCAUAAGAGAGAAGAUUCCUUUGAAAGCUUGGACUCUUUGGGCUCGAGGUCAUUGACAAGCUGCUCCUCUGAUAUCACGUUGAGAGGGGGGCGUGAAGGUUUUGAAAGUGAUACAGAUUCGGAAUUUACAUUCAAGAUGCAGGAUUAUAAUAAAGAUGAUAUGUCGUAUAGAAGGAUUUCGGCUGUUGAGCCAAAGACUGCGUUACCCUUCAAUCGUUUUUUACCCAACAAAAGUAGACAGCCAUCCUAUGUACCAGCACCUCUGAGGAAGAAAAAGCCAGACAAACAUGAGGAUAACAGAAGAAGUUGGGCAAGCCCGGUUUAUACAGAAGCAGAUGGAACAUUUUCAAGUAAUCAGAGGAGGAUUUGGGGCACCAAUGUGGAGAACUGGCCAACUGUACAAAGAACUUCAAAGUCCUCUUGCUAUUUGGAAGAGGAAAAAGCAAAGACAAGAAACAUACCCAACACUGUAAAGGAUGAUCUUUAUGUGCGCAAGCUCAGUCCAGUCAUGCCAAACCCAGGGAAUGCUUUUGAUCAGUUUCUUCCCAAAUGUUGGACCCCAGAAGAUGUGAACUGGAAAAGAAUAAAAAGGGAAACUUAUAAGCCAUGGUAUAAAGAAUUUCAGGGAUUCAGUCAGUUUUUACUGCUUCAGGCCCUCCAAACAUACUCUGAUGACAUCUUGUCUUCCGAAACACAUACCAAAAUUGAUCCCACUUCUGGCCCAAGGCUCAUAACCCGCAGGAAGAAUCUCUCUUAUGCACCAGGCUAUAGAAGAGAUGACCUCGAGAUGGCAGCCCUGGAUCCUGACUUAGAGAAUGAUGAUUUCUUUGUCAGAAAGACUGGGGCUUUCCAUGCAAAUCCAUAUGUUCUCCGAGCUUUUGAAGACUUUAGAAAGUUCUCUGAGCAAGAUGAUUCUGUAGAACGAGAUAUAAUUUUACAGUGUAGAGAAGGUGAACUUGUACUUCCAGAUUUGGAAAAAGAUGAUAUGAUUGUUCGCCGAAUUCCAGCACAGAAGAAAGAAGUGCCGCUGUCCGGGGCCCCAGAUAGAUACCACCCAGUCCCUUUUCCCGAACCCUGGACUCUUCCUCCAGAAAUUCAAGCAAAAUUUCUCUGUGUACUUGAAAGGACAUGCCCAUCCAAAGAAAAAAGUAAUAGCUGUAGAAUAUUAGUUCCUUCAUAUCGGCAGAAGAAAGAUGACAUGCUGACACGUAAGAUUCAGUCCUGGAAACUGGGAACUACCGUGCCUCCCAUCAGUUUCACCCCUGGCCCCUGCAGUGAGGCUGACUUGCAGAGAUGGGAGGCCAUCCGGGAGGCCAGCAGACUUAGGCACAAGAAAAGGCUGAUGGUGGAGAGACUCUUUCAAAAGAUUUAUGGUGAGAAUGGGAGUAAGUCCAUGAGCGAUGUCAGCGCAGAGGAUGUUCAAAACUUGCGUCAGCUGCGUUACGAGGAGAUGCAGAAAAUAAAAUCACAAUUAAAAGAACAAGAUCAGAAAUGGCAGGAUGACCUUGCAAAAUGGAAAGAUCGUCGAAAAAGUUACACUUCAGAUCUGCAGAAGAAAAAAGAAGAGAGGGAAGAAAUUGAAAAGCAGGCACUUGAGAAGUCUGAGAGAAGCUCUAAGACGUUUAAGGAAAUGCUGCAGGACAGGGAAUCCCAAAAUCAAAAGUCUACAGUUCCAUUGAGAAGGAGAAUGUAUUCUUUCGAUGAUGUGCUGGAGGAAGGAAAGCGACCCCCUACACUGACUGUGUCAGAAGCAAGUUACCGGAGUGAGAGAGUAGAAGAGAAGGGAGCAACUUACCCUUCAGAAAUUCCCAAAGAUGAUUCUACCACUUUUGCAAAAAGAGAGGACCAUGUAACAACUGAAAUUCAGCUUCCUUCUCAAAGUCCCUUGGAAGAACAACGCCCAGCCUCUUUGUCUUCUCUGCGUUCAGGGAGCACACAAAUGGAGUCGACUCGUGUUUCAGCUUCUCUCCCCAGAAGUUACCAGAAAACUGAUACAGUCAGGUUAACAUCUGUGGUCACACCAAGACCUUUUGGCUUUCAGACAAGGGGAAUCUCAUCACUCCCCAGAUCUUACACGAUGGAUGAUGCUUGGAAGUAUAAUGGAGAUGUUGAAGACAUUAAGAGAACUCCAAACAAUGUGGUCAGCACCCCUGCACCAAACCCAGAUGCAAGCCAACUGGCUUCAAGCUCAUCUAGCCAGAAAGAGGUAGCAGCAACAGAAGAUGUGACAAGGCUGCCCUCUCCUACAUCCCCCUUCUCAUCUCUUUCCCAAGACCAGGCUGCCACUUCUAAAGCCAUAUUGUCUUCCACAUCUGGUCUUGAUUUAAUGUCUGAAUCUGGAGAAGGGGAAAUCUCCCCACAAAGAGAAGUCUCAAGAUCCCAGGAUCAAUUCAGUGAUAUGAGAAUCAGCAUAAACCAGACGCCUGGGAAGAGUCUUGACUUUGGGUUUACAAUAAAAUGGGAUAUUCCUGGGAUCUUCGUAGCAUCAGUUGAAGCAGGUAGCCCAGCAGAAUUUUCUCAGCUACAAGUAGAUGAUGAAAUUAUUGCUAUUAACGACACCAAGUUUUCAUAUAACGAUUCAAAAGAGUGGGAGGAAGCCAUGGCUAAGGCUCAAGAAACUGGACACCUAGUGAUGGAUGUGAGGCGCUAUGGAAAGGCUGACUGGGGCAAAGACCAACCUUCCCUGCCAUUUAUACGGCAUAAAACCCUCAAUCUCACCAGUAUGGCUACCAAAAUUAUAGGUUCACCUGAAACAAAGUGGAUUGAUGCAACUUCUGGAAUUUACAACUCAGAAAAAUCUUCAAAUCUAUCUGUAACAACUGAUUUCUCCGAAAGCCUUCAGAGUUCUAAUAUUGAAUCCAAAGAAAUCAAUGGAAUUCAUGAUGAAAGCAAUGCUUUUGAAUCAAAAGCAUCUGAAUCCAUUUCUUUGAAAAACUUAAAAAGGCGAUCACAAUUUUUUGAACAAGGAAGCUCUGAUUCGGUGGUUCCUGACCUUCCAGUUCCAACCAUCAGUGCCCCGAGUCGCUGGGUGUGGGAUCAAGAGGAGGAGCGGAAGCGGCAGGAGAGGUGGCAGAAGGAGCAGGACCGCCUACUGCAGGAAAAAUAUCAACGUGAGCAGGAGAAACUGAGGGAAGAGUGGCAAAGGGCCAAACAGGAGGCAGAGAGAGAGAAUUCCAAGUACUUGGAUGAGGAACUGAUGGUCCUAAGCUCAAACAGCAUGUCUCUGACCACACGGGAGCUCUCUCUUGCCACCUGGGAAGCUACCUGGAGUGAAGGGUCCAAGUCUUCAGACAGGGAAGGAACCCGAGCAGGAGAAGAGGAGAGGAGACAGCCACAAGAGGAAGUCGUUCAUGAGGACCAAGGAAAGAAGCCACAGGAUCAGCUUGUUAUUGAGAGAGAGAGGAAAUGGGAGCAACAGCUUCAGGAAGAGCAAGAGCAGAAGCGGCUUCAGGAAGAGCAAGAGCAGAAGCGGCUUCAGGCUGAGGCUGAGGAGCAGAAGCGGCUUCAGGCGGAGGCUGAGGAGCAGAAGCGUCCUGCGGAGGAGCAGAAGUGCCAGGCAGAGAUAGAGCGGGAAACAUCAGUCAGAAUAUACCAGUACAGGAGGCCUGUUGAUUCCUAUGAUAUACCAAAGAGAGAAGAAGCAUCUUCAGGUUUUCUUCCUGGUGACAGGAAUAAAUCCAGAUCUACUACUGAACUGGAUGAUUACUCCACAAAUAAAAAUGGAAGCAAUAAAUAUUUAGACCGAAUUGGGAACACGACCUCUUCACAGAGGAGUUCCAAGAAAGAACAAGUACCAUCAGGAGCAGAGUUGGAGAGGCAACAGAUCCUUCAGGAAAUGAGGAAGAGAACACCCCUUCACAAUGACAACAGCUGGAUCCGACAGCGCAGUGCCAGUGUCAACAAAGAGCCUGUUAGUCUUCCUGGGAUCAUGAGAAGAGGCGAAUCUUUAGAUAACCUGGACUCCCCCCGAUCCAAUUCUUGGAGACAGCCCCCUUGGCUCAAUCAACCCACAGGAUUCUAUGCUUCUUCCUCCGUGCAAGACUUUAGUCGCCCACCACCUCAGCUGGUGUCCACAUCAAACCGUGCCUACAUGCGGAACCCCUCCUCCAGCGUACCCCCGCCUUCAGCUGGCCCCGUGAAGACCUCCACCACAAGUGUGGCCACCACACAGUCCCCCACCCCAAGAAGCCAUUCCCCUUCAGCUUCACAGUCAGGCUCUCAGCUGCGUAACAGGUCAGUCAGUGGGAAGCGCAUAUGCUCCUACUGCAAUAACAUUCUGGGCAAAGGAGCCGCCAUGAUCAUCGAGUCCCUGGGUCUUUGUUAUCAUUUGCAUUGUUUUAAGUGUGUUGCCUGUGAGUGUGACCUCGGAGGCUCUUCCUCAGGAGCUGAAGUCAGAAUCAGAAACCACCAACUGUACUGCAACGACUGCUAUCUCAGAUUCAAAUCUGGACGGCCAACCGCCAUGUGAUGUAAGCCUCCAUACGAAAGCACUGUUGCAGAUAGAAGAAGAGGUGGUUGCUGCUCGUGUAGAUCUAUAAAUAUGUGUUGUAUGUCUUUUUUGCUUUUUUUUAAAAAGAAGAAUACCUUUUUUGCCUCUUUAGAUUACAUAGAAGCAUUGCAGUCUUGGUAGAACCAGUAUUUUUGUUGUUUAUUUAUAAGGUAAUUGUGUGUGGGGAAAAGUGCAGUAUUUACCUGUUGAAUUCAGCAUCUUGAGAGCACAAGGGAAAAAAUAAGAACUUAAGAAUAUUUUUGAGGCAGAUAAUGAUCUAGUUUGACUUUCUAGUUAGUGGUGUUUUGAAGAGGGUAUUUUAUUGUUUUUUUAAAAAGGGUUCUUAAACAUUAUUUGAAAUAGUUAAUAUAAAUACAUAAUUGCAUUUGCUCUGUUUAUUGUAAUGUAUUCUAAAUUAAUGCAGAACCAUAUGGAAAAUUUCAUUAAACUCUAUCCCCAAAUGUGCUUUCUGUAUCCUUCCUUCUACCUAUGUAUUCUGAUUUUUAAAAAUGCAGUUAAUGUACCAUUUAUUUGCUUGAUGAAGGGAGCUCUAUUUUCUUUACCAGAAAUGUUGCUAAGUAAUUCCCAAUAGAAAGCUGCUUAUUUUCAUUAAUGAAAAAUAACCAUGGUUUGUAUACUAGAAGUCUUCUUCAGAAACUGGUGAGCCUUUCUGUUCAAUUGCAUUUGUAAAUAAACUUGCUAAUGCAUUUAACGAGCGGGUUGUCUUUUUCUUAGGUGUAUGUGUCUGACUUCAGGCCUGUUAGUCAUAUUUCAGUAUGUGGCCUUUUUUGAUGUUAUGUUUUAUUCAGUAGCUUUACUAAGGUAUAAUUGAUGUAAUAAACUGCAUAUAUUUAAAGUGUAUACUUUGACAAAUUUUGACAUGGUGUAUACCUUCAAAACUAUGCCACAGUCUGGAUGAGUUUACUGAAACAUUUUAAUAAGGAAGUUUAUUUUUGAUAAAGUUAUGUUUUUGGAUACAAUAUAUUUGUAUGGUAAGAGUGAUGAAUUGUUGGAUCAUUUGAAUAAAAUCUUUUCUUUUACUACCCCCAUGAUAAAAGGAGAAGACAACAGUGAGCUUAGAAUAUCUAUAAAGCAAAAAAUGUAGUCUCUUGUUUAAAAAAUCUGGAGUGGGAAUGCAAGGAUGCAAAACUUUAGCAUGUUUGAGCAAAAAAUUUAAACUUACUGGAAUCUUUUAUAACAAUGUAAGUGGAAUGGAGAAUUCUAGGAACUGAGAACUGUAUUGGAAUAGGUUCAAAAUAUAUAAGAAAUGCUAAUGAGGGAGAUAAAAAUGUUAUUUAGUACUUAUUCUGAUUAUUAUUAAAGUAAUAAUGUUUUCCUUGAGGGUAACUUGUCAAAUGCCCAAAGGCAUAAAGAAUAUAAUUCUGAAUCCCAAAUUCCAAAGACAAGAGCUCCGUGUUUGAAUUCAUUCUGCAUAUAAUUAUUUAUAAGUAUAGAUUGUGAAUUUUUCCAUGUUCUUAAAAUUAUUUUUAUCUUUUUUCGUGGUUGCAUAGUGCUCCAUUGUUUGGGCCUGGUAAUAUUUAGUUGAUAAUUCCA